AUGAUGUGGUUGGGUGCAUGUGCUGAAGGUCUGACGGUUCCAGUGAUUAUGAAGGAUGGGACGAUGGAUGCAGAAAGAUAUAUCAGCGACGUUCUUCCCAUUGCUUUAAAAUCCAGUAAUAAAAUGUUAGAAAACAGCUGGACUUAUCAGCAAGAUGGUGCUACACCUCAUACACAUUAUUCAAGUCAAAAAUGGUGUGCUGAUCAUUUUCCACAUUUUAUUUCGAAGGAACGUUCGCCUCCAAAUUCACCUGAUUUAUGUCCACUGGAUUACAGCUUAUGGAAAGAAUUAGCUGAAUCAAUAGACUGGGAGCACGCAACGACAAAGGAAACAUUGAUAGGCGAAAUCAAACGUGCUGUGAAAAAAGUUGAAAAAGAAAAAAAUUUACAUUCUGUACUUGAUUUUACCGUACGAUUACGUUUAAUCCAAAAGAAUGGAGGAAACUAUGUUCGUUAA
Molecule: messenger RNA, 456 nt
Organism: Adineta ricciae
Lineage: Eukaryota; Metazoa; Rotifera; Eurotatoria; Adinetida; Adinetidae
Source: the annotation of a GenBank genome assembly